Messenger RNA from Paramisgurnus dabryanus, 4002 nucleotides. Lineage: Eukaryota; Metazoa; Chordata; Actinopteri; Cypriniformes; Cobitidae. The record is from RefSeq and is a predicted model, not a curated record.
UUACCGUGAAUUUGCUACGGAUUCGCUCCGUUUUGCGAAAUACGGAAAGUUUGCUGUUGCGCAAGGCAGUAUGGGUAGAUUUUUCUCCCCCAGCCAGAAUUUUCCGACGCCAUUACACUCAGCGCGGUCAGUGCCAGUCUGAAGUUCUGCGAGUCACGUGGAAAGUUGUAAACAGGUUUCUAACAGCAUUCCAACCGGCGCUAUACAGGCCAGGGUAGUGUGGCUCGCAGCUGAGCACGGGACCUUUGCUGCUAGCUACGUUAGCAUUGGCAUGUCGGCUGCGCUUCCUAUGUACCAGGUACGUCAAAAGCCCAUUUUUUUGUUCCCCCUCAUACAUUAAGUUGGUCUCGAUAGGCAGUUUGUAGUCGUGUGUGUGUUUCAUGUCGACAUCUGAAUGUGUGUGUUUUCGCGUAUUUUGAAGCGUGAGUGGACGUUUGCUGCUAGCUGUGCUAGCAUUAGCCCGCCGCAUGCGCUUCAUAAGUACGUCAAAAGCCAAUUUUUUAUUCCUCGUACAUGAAAUUUGGUCUCGAUAGUCAGUUGGUAGCCGUGUUUAUUUCAUGUCGACAUCUGAAUAUUUGCGUUUCGCGUAAUUUUGAAGCGUGAGUGGACGUUUGCUGCCAGCUCCGCUAGCAUUAGCCCGCCGCCUGCGCUUCGUAAGUAGGUCAAAAGCCAAUUUUUUGUUCCUCGUACAUGAAAUUUGGUCUCGAUAGUCAGUUGGUAGCCGUGUAUGUUUCAUUGUAACAUUUGAAUGUGUGCGUUUUGCGUUAUUUUGAUGCGUGGGUGGACGAUGGCCCGUUUGCCCAGCUAAUGUUAGCCCAGCUAAUGUUAGCCCAUACGUUUUGUGUAUGUGUGUGUAUGUAAAUUAGCCACGUGUGUGUGUAUUGUUAUAGCUCGCUGUGUUACGUUACCAUACUACUGAGAAUGGCAAUAAUUAAAAGGGGUGAUGAUUAAGUAGAAUCAGAUUUCCCCUGUGUAUUAUAGGACUUUCCAUUCCCUAAAGUGAAAUAAGCAGUGAGGAAAACAUUGCAGCCCAAAGAGAGUGGCCCAUGCAGCCCAAAGCAGAUUGCUCAUUUGAAGGUAUCUGAAAAGUGAAUGUGCUUCACUGUGCUGAUCUGAAUUUAUUGUUUUCAUAUUGAUUCUGUUCUGAUUCUGUCCAUCCUUCACUUGGCAAAUUUAAUCUCUUAAACAUGUUGACUUGUAACAUUUGUGGCUUUAACGCCCGGUCUUCGACUGAUUACUUGAAACACUGCCGAACACACAGAAAUAAUAAUAAUGUAUUUUUUUUAUGUGGCCAUAGGGAUUGCAGAAGGAAGCUUAAGACAUACAGUAGCCUUGCUGUGCAUAUGUCACGAGCACAUGUAGACAGUAGGAGCACACAAACAUGGAACCGCAAUGUGUCUGUACAGUUAAAGUGCUCGUUUAAUUUUUGCAGCAGUGAAUAUGCUGAUCUUAAAACUUUAAAGUGUCAUUUGAGUGGUCACAUAGAUGAGGGUUUGACUGUAACAUGUCCCUUUGAUGGAUGUUCUAAGACAUUCAAUGUAAAGUCAUCAUUUUUAACGCAUAUUUCCAGAUACCAUAAAGGGUGGGAUGUUACCAAGAUAGCCCCAGUUCAUAUAUGUGAACUAACAGAACGGUCUUUCCAAGGUGAAGGAUCGCAUGUAGAACCUGUAGAACUUGAAGAACCUGAAAGUUUUAACGUUGAUGCAGAACAAAGUGAUAAUUUCUGCAGUGAUCAAGUGAAAGACAACUUCACAGAGAGUCUUGCUCAGUUUUACUUGGGUUUACAGGCAAAAUAUUUGGUCCCUGCCUCCACAAUAACAGAUAUAGCACAUGAAAUGAGAACUAUAAGUGAUAUUCAACAGGAAUAUACUGUUGAUGCACUAGCCCGUGAACUGGGGCAGUAUGGUGUUCCAAAGGAGACUGUAACAUCUCUUGGGAAUAGUGUAUACGAGCAGAGCCCUAUGCACAAAGCAUUACAUGAAAAGGGUCAUUUAACUACGCAACACAAGAGGCUGAAAUAUUACAAGUCACACUAUGACUAUGUUGAACCUGUUGAAGUCUUUCUUGGACGCAAUCGCAGUGGCCAGAAGAGGCACUAUCAUUACAUCCCAAUACUGGAAACCCUCAAAGUAAUUCUGAAAAGGCAGGGUUUAGAUCAGCACAGUCCUAGUUCAAAUUCUGAAGAUGAUGUACUCUGUGAUGUCACUGAUGGGUGGGCCAUCAAAUCCAAUGCCAUGUUUUCCUCAGACCCAGACAGUUUAAAGGUAAUGCUCUUUCAGGAUGCUUUUGAGGUGGCUAAUCCACUCGGAUCUGCCAAGACAAAGCAUAAAGUAUUGGCUGUGUACUUCACACUUGGAAAUUUUCAUCCACACCAACGAUCAACUGUUGAUCAGAUACAGUUGGCAUUACUCUGUGUAGAGAAAGAUUGCAAAUACUUUGGAAUGGAUAAGAUUUUCAAUAAGCUAGUGUCAGACUUGUGUGAGCUGGAGGAAAGGGGCAUAUCUUUCAAUGGAAAGAUAUAUAAAGGCACUGUUGCGUGCAUAAUGGGAGAUAAUCUGGGCUCCCACAUGAUUGGUGGCUUUACAGAAAAUUUCAGCACAGCUCAAUAUUUCUGCAGAUACUGUUUGGCAACAAAAAGUGAAUUUCAGUCGAACCCUCUCACAGUUUUCGCUCAUAGAAAUCCAGCUGAUCAUAACGAGACUGUGCGGUUUCUGGAAAGUAACGAUGAAGUACACACUCUUCACGGUGUGAAAUGUGACAGUGUUUUCAACAAACUGUCUAACUUUCAUGUGUGUCAGCCAGGCUUACCAGCUUGUUUAGCUCAUGAUCUGUUUGAGGGGGUAGUAGAUUAUGAUUUGGCAUUAUUUUUGCAGUUCAUAAUCAGAACACAAAAGUGGUUCAGUUAUGAGGUUCUUAAUGAAAGAAUCAAAUCAUUUCCUGGUGAAAGCAGCGACAAGCUAAACACCAUUCCCACUACAGGAGCAAGGCUUGGAGGGCAUGCAGCCCAAAACAGGUGGCUUUUGAGAUUCUUGCCUGUUUUGGUGCAUGACACAAUUGAAGAUGCUGAUAAUGAAGUAUGGGGACUGGUACUACUUCUGAGGGAGCUUGUUGAAUUCGUCUGUGCACCUCGGCUCUCAGAGUCGCAGAUUGCUUUCAUGAAAGGACUGAUUGAACAGUAUGUGGAAUUGAGGCAAGAGUUAUUUCCAAGAGUUCAACUUAGACCGAAACACCACUAUCUGCUUCACUAUGCCCACUUGACUUUACAAUUUGGCCCACUCAUAUAUACUUGGACAAUGCGCUUUGAAUCAAAACAUUCAUAUUUUAAAAGGUGCAUUAGGGCAAGUAAGAACUUCAUAAAUGUAACCAAGUCUCUGGCUGAACGGCACCAGUUGCUUCAGGCUUAUCAGUCUUGUGGUACCUUGUUUAGUCCCCAGGUUCAUGUCUCAGACUCAACACGGUUCUAUCCAGAGCUCUAUGACCAGAACAUAAAGACAGUGGUUGAAGAAUUUGAUUUGAACUCAAGUAACUCAGUUGUCACAGAGAGAGUGCAGGUUAAAGGCACUACAUAUGCAAAUGGAAUGCUGGUCUUACUGAGCUAUGCCAAAGGACAACUGCAGUUAGGACAAAUAGCAAGCAUUUUUGUAAAAAAUGAGAUUACUGUCCUACUUUUGCUUCGAGGGAAAACUGCCAGCUGGGUACCUGAGCUUGGACUCUAUGAACUUGAUGAAAAUGCUUCUGACCUGUUCAGUUGCCAUGAUUUGAACAAAAUUGAUGAUUAUCAUCCACUUUAUUCUUACCAGAGAGGUACUCGGUGGCUCAUUCCUCUUAAACACACACCAACAUGGAACUUGUGAAAAACUAUGUCAAGAAAGCAAUGCCAUCGCUUAGUAGCGAUCAGAUGGAUACACUGAUGGCUAAACUGGAGGAAUUAGGAGUUCUCUCUGUAGAUGACCUGAGCCUUGUUGACCCGGAGGACAUUAAAGACACUCUGCCAUUUAUUCA